This is a messenger RNA of Dibothriocephalus latus, 330 nucleotides long. The record is from the annotation of a GenBank genome assembly. Lineage: Eukaryota; Metazoa; Platyhelminthes; Cestoda; Diphyllobothriidea; Diphyllobothriidae.
AUGAUUGAUCUGACCAAAAAAUUGGUUGAAGAAAAGUAUACGAUCGAGAACGGUUACAAACACAACGCCAUGGUGAUAUACGGUGACACGGACUCGGUAAUGUGUAAGUUCGGCGUUCCUACCGUGGCGGAGGCGAUGGACCUGGGUCGUGAGGCGGCCGAGUACAUCUCCAGCCAGUUUCCGAAACCGAUUAGACUGGAAUUCGAGAAGGUAGCCUUUCUGUUGAUUCAGCAGCCCAGAUUUACUUCCCUUGUUUUUUUCCCACUAGUUUCACGUCUCUUAUUGUUCUGUGUGUAUCCUGGUUCCUCUCCACAUUUGUCACUAGCAUGA